AUGAGCAGUUGCUGGAGUGCCGUGACUAUCACAGCAGCUCAGGCAAGAAGUGUCGGGCCCCAGCUCGGAAACACGCAGGCUCCUCUCUUCCAAGGAUGGUAUGCCGACCCAGAGAUCCGCGUAUACGACGGCGUCUACUGGAUCUUUCCGACGACCUCGAUCCCCUCGGGCCACCAGACCUACUUUGACGCCUUCUCCUCCUCUGACCUUGUCCACUGGACAAUACACCCGUCCAUCCUCACGCCGCACGAGAUCAGCUGGGCUACGGACAACCUCUGGGCGCCGGCGUCUGUUAGUAGGAACGGGAAAUACUACCUGUACUUUAGCGCGAACGGCCUGCGGACGACCAGGGAGACGGCGGGUAUUGGUGUUGCGGUGGCCGAUGCACCGGGCGGUCCCUACCGAGAUGCCCUGGGUGGUCGCCUCAUCGAUUCGGUCAUCAACAACGCCAAUCCGAUGGACCCUGACGUGUUUGUCGACCACGAUGACCGGGUCUAUCUGUACUGGGGCGGCACGGCAGUCAACGUCGCUCUGCUGGACGACGACAUGUACAUCAGGGACGUCACACCCAGUCCCACGUUCGUCGAGGGCACCAAGGUUUUCCGCCGCGGCUCCGUCUACUACAUGAUGUGGUCUGAGAAUGGCUACGGCGACCCCACGUACCAGGUGGCGUACGGCAUGUCGGCGUCGCCGCUGGGGCCGUUUGGCCGGGUGGGCGUGGUGCUGCAGCAGGAGCCGGGGGUGGCGGUGGCUACGGGCCACAACGGCGUGGUGAACGUUCCCGGGUCGGAUAUUUGGUACAUUGUGUAUCACAGACGAGCGCCGGGGGAGACGGAUGCGAAUAAACGGGUCGUGGCUCUGGAGAGGAUGUAUUUUGAUGACGGGGACGGGACGAUUCGAUCUGUGCAGGUCACGGUCUGA
Messenger RNA from Cryphonectria parasitica EP155, 921 nucleotides. Its product is annotated as family 43 glycoside hydrolase. Lineage: Eukaryota; Fungi; Ascomycota; Sordariomycetes; Diaporthales; Cryphonectriaceae. Gene Ontology annotation, biological process: carbohydrate metabolic process. The record is from RefSeq and is a predicted model, not a curated record. Bases 1 to 921 code for a protein of 306 amino acids. Gene Ontology annotation, molecular function: hydrolase activity, hydrolyzing O-glycosyl compounds. The transcript has 2 exons.